AGGAGCUGGAGGUUUGUUUACGGCUGGCGGCUGAUGGCGGUAUGGAUGCAAGCUCCGUGCCUUAUGGCGUGACUGUCGAAACCGUGGGUGACGCUCACAACUGGAAGCGGGCGGGAGCAGGGUACGAUCAGCGUGAAAGAUUAUACAAAAGCUGGAAGCAAUCAAGGUCAAGCAGCAUCUCAGGGAAAAUGGUCAAUGUUUUGGGUCAAAGGCCCUUCAACAGAACUGGGGAAGAAAAGUGGGAAAAGCAUCUUCUGAGUUGCAGAAACAGGGAAUGUCUGUGAAAGGGUACAGACCAAAGCUUCAACACAAUUACUUUAAAAUUUGGCAAUUAGAGACUGGAACAACAAAAAAGGAAACAAAUUGGAACAAAGGUACAGCAAAAAUGGAGAAGAGAAGCAAAUGUGCCCAGAUGGAGGAUGAGAUGCUGUUCCUUGAGUUUACUUUGGGCAUUGGAGCAAGGACUAAAACAUUAUUUGAAGAGAUCCGAGCAUCAAUUACAAAUAACUCAAAUGAAGAUAGAUCUUUCUGGAGACCUGUUCUUCCAUGGGGUGGAGUGUAUAAAAUUAAAGCUGGAAAAAACGCAAUGGCAUGCACUCCAAUGUAUGUAAGGAUAAGCCUAAAAAAUACUUGCACCAUUGAUGGAUUUUUGAUGUUGCUGUAUGUGAUUCUCAGUGAAAAUGAGAAUUUUCGUAGAGAGUUAUCGACUUACUUGGGAAAGGAAUUUGUUGAGCGUUUCCUAUAUUUGAUGGACUCAUAUAAAUUUACAACUGUGAAGUUGUUGUGGAUUUGGGAUAAAAUGGAAAAAUGCCAGUACAAAUGCAAAGUCCAUAAGGCCUCAUUAGAAAUUGACCUCUUUGGAAAUGAACAUGAAAACUUCACAAGGAAUCUGGAGAACCUUAUGUCUACUAUACAGGAAACAUUUUGUUCUAAUGGGAGAUGUCCAGCACGUGUUCAAGAAGAUCAACGCAAGACAAUUGUAAUCUAUCCUUCACAAGAUUCUCUCUUGGGUGAUGUAAUUCAAGCAGCAGUGGAUGAAUUAUUCUGUCCCAGGAUUGAGCUCUGCGAAGAACUUGGAUGUAAUGGUCAACGUGAGUUCACACAGAGAAUUUUUUGCCACGAUGCUCCUCCAUUUGUCAUCCUAAAUAUGCAGCAAUGGAAAUCUGAGGAAUUAGCCUAUGUCCCAUAUAGUUUGGCUGUGGCAGAACACAGGUACCUACUAGAGGGAGCAACACUUUUCAACAAGGAGGAGCACCAUUACUCUGCUGCUUUUAUGAUUGAUGGUAACUGGAUGCAUUACGAUGGACUUAGAACUGAGAACUUGGUGUUAUUAAAUAAACCUCCAGAGCUGCUGCUCUUGUCCUCUCUUGUCUAUGUUCGAGAUCAAGAAUUGAUUAAAAAUGAUUUGUGUUACUCAAAAAUGAAGCGAUGGAUAUACAAGACUACAUAAAUCAUACUAAUUUUUAAAAGCAUGGGGAGAAAAUUGAACCAUCCUGGCAUCCAACAAAAAUUAGACUGUAAAGUUCUGCUUUAUUAACCAAAAAGAUUUCAAAAAAUGUGCAAAGCAUUAUUAAUUAAUUUUAAAACUAUGCAAAUAUGUACAAAGAUGUAUUUUGGAUACUAAAUAUUUUUGUAUAACUGUAUUAUGGAAUAAAGCUUAUUUACAUGUUAUUUUUGAAUGAUAUGUGCAUACAAAGUAAUCAGAUGUUUCUAAUGAACAGAUGCAAAAACCACAGCACAAUAUAGAAGCUCUGAAAAAGUAAUAUUCACUAAUUCUGCGAAGAAAAAUAUUGGCACACUUUAUAGUUGCAAUGAUAGCAAAAUGCUGCACCCAUCAACAUUGUGAAACUGACAGCAU
Pristis pectinata (smalltooth sawfish) is the source of this 1858-nucleotide messenger RNA. It is a transcript of the gene dorip1, whose product is annotated as chromosome 1 C14orf28 homolog. The transcript is spliced from 6 exons. Bases 275 to 1450 code for a protein of 391 amino acids. The record is from RefSeq and is a predicted model, not a curated record. Lineage: Eukaryota; Metazoa; Chordata; Chondrichthyes; Rhinopristiformes; Pristidae.